This is a messenger RNA of Metarhizium album ARSEF 1941, 867 nucleotides long. RefSeq lists its product as uncharacterized. The transcript has a single exon. Lineage: Eukaryota; Fungi; Ascomycota; Sordariomycetes; Hypocreales; Clavicipitaceae. The record is from RefSeq and is a predicted model, not a curated record. The coding region runs from base 1 to 867 and encodes 288 amino acids.
AUGAACCGAAGCGGAAGCGGCAACUCGGGACUCCCCGAAGCACUGAGAGACGUGCUCCGCGCGACGGCCCGGGAAACGCAACUCCUUGUUCGCUGUCUCCAGGAUGAUGUAUCACCGGUCAAUCUUGCCUCGUCGCAAAGGUAUCACCUCAGCGAUCUCGGAGGACUUGCCCCCGUUCAUUCCCCUCGCACUGCUCCUCGCAUCGAAGUCUGUAACUUGGACACUCUAGACGCGGCCACCAACCUGUGGAGGUGGGCGUGGGAAAAGGGGCUCCGGAACACCCGACCCUUUGUCCUCAAUUUCGCCAAUGCCAACCAUCGUGGCGGCGGUUGGCUAAACGGUGCCCUGGCACAGGAAGAGGAACUUUGCCGUCGCUCCUCACUCGCGUGCAGCUUGGAACAUCAAGCCUACCCGCUACGCCGUCGUGGGGGGAUAUAUUCCCCUAAUGUGUACACAAUACGCGAAAGCCUUGCCCGCAAUCACGAGCUGAUGCGUCAGCCGGCGGCUGAUUUGCCCAAGUGUAGCGUAUUCACUGUGGCGGCAAUCAAAAAGCCGAGAACGACGCAAGCAGGGCGCUUCUUUUCCCUUCAGCAAGAUCGCUCGCUGACCAAGGACAAGAUGAGGCUCGCAUUGCGAGUAGCGGCAAUCAACCAUCACGAAAUGCUAGUUCUCGGUGCCUUUGGCUGCGGCGUCUUCAGCAACCCCCCCGAUGACAUUGCCUACUGCUGGCUCGAGGUCCUGCGGGAACGGGAGUUUGCUAACCGGUGGAAAGCUGUGGCGUUUGCUGUCUAUGAUCGAAGUCAUGCCUAUAAUCCACACGGCAACUUUGAGAUAUUCAAUCGCAUCUUACACGGACAGCAGGUUUAA